GCCAAAAAUCAUAUGUUAUAAGUGAUUUCGUUUGUGACAACUGUCGUACCAGACUUAUGUGGAAAACUUAUUCCAGUUGUCCUUGAACUACAUUAAUUGACCUCCCGUGAUUUUUUAUAAGAAGUGAGCUUUUAUGUGUUAAACCUCUCAAUUUUUAUAAAAAUAUGUCAACAUCCGUUUCUUCGUAUCAGGGUUUCUCACCUAAAGAAGAAGAUAAAGUCCCUGUCUUGGAUAGUGUAAAUCAAAUUUCUCCCGAACAGUUUUAUAGAGAUUAUGUCGCUAAGAGACUUCCCGUUGUUAUAAAAUCGCCUCUUCCAGAAACAGACUGGAAGGGCUAUCUUUGGAAAAAUGAGGAUUAUCUUCUUGAAAAGAUUGGUCAAAGUAUAUGCAAAAUCGAACCUAUGGAUCCUUCCACUGGGACUUUUGGUCAAGGAAUGAGUCGUAAUGAGAUGACCAUUGCUGAAUUUUUAAAGCGCCUAAAGGCGGGCGAACGUUUGUAUUUGACGACCCAAUACGAUAGUUCAGAUGAUAUUUUGGAUGGCGACGAUGAAGUUUCUUUACUCGUUAAGUCGUUGUGUCCGGCCCCAACGAACAGUCUAUUGUCGGAUUUUUCCUUGACUCCUGCAUUGAUGGGGAAUCUCGUUCCUCAACAAUGUAACAUCUGGAUUGGUAGAAGUGAAAAUGGCACUUCUUCUGGUCUUCACCAUGACUUUCAUGAUAACAUUUAUACCGUUGUAAAAGGCCACAAACGAUUCGUUAUUCUUUCACCUGAUAGUGCUGUUCAUCUUCAGUUGGCUGGCAAAAUAUCCAAAAUUCACCCGAAUGGACUUGUUUCUUAUGAAGGUGAAGAUCGUUCUCAACGUAGUGAUGGCUUAACAGAACUAGAUGCUGCUAUUGCUCAUACUCAGUUUCUAGAAAACAAAAUUGCUGGUCUGAAAGAAGCACAGACUUCCGAAGACAUCAUUCAGCAGUUGGAGGCAGAUUAUGAAGCAGAAAUGGAUAAUGUCCUUCAGAUGCAGCUUGGCGGAGAAGCAGAUGAUUGGGAUGAAUUGCAAGAGGGGGAUGCUGAUAGUUUACUUGAUGAAUCUACAAACGAGAUUGAGGAUGACUCAUCUUCUGUAAAUGGCGAAGAUCAAUCGGAUAACAAAGCGGAAGUUUCUCCAUCCAAUAAUGAAAAUCCGUCUCUACCUGAUCAUUUUACGAAAAUUACAGUGCCUGGCCUACACAAGUACUUGGGCUUUGAAGAUGCUAAGGACGUGGAAAUGUCUGAAGAUGAACGAACCUCUUUGUCGAAAACACGUCCUUUAGUUGUGGAUUUAGAACCCGGCGAUAUGUUGUAUUUGCCUGCGAGUUGGUUCCACGAAGUUACUUCUUCAUGUCAAGAAGGCGAAAGCAAUAUUCACAUAGCUUUCAAUUAUUGGUUUCAUCCUCCGGAUAAUUUGCAAGAUUUUGAUCAUCCAUACGAGGAUAGGGAUAUAUGGAAAGCAAAACGAUCAAUGGUUUUUAAAGCUAUACAGCGUUUGUAUACUACCACUGGUAGCAGUGAGAAAAGGGAUAUGGAAGAAGCAUCAUCUACAUCACAAAAGCAAACCAAAAAGAGGGUACAAUAAUUGAAUGUAUAUUAAUUAGGUAAAAGGUUCUUUAGUCAAAUGUUCAUAAACUUCAAUUAAAUAAGGUAUUG
Messenger RNA from Schizosaccharomyces octosporus yFS286, 1681 nucleotides. RefSeq names its product Jmj4 protein. The record is from RefSeq and is a predicted model, not a curated record. The transcript is spliced from 2 exons. NCBI's taxonomy places the organism in Eukaryota, Fungi, Ascomycota, Schizosaccharomycetes, Schizosaccharomycetales, Schizosaccharomycetaceae. Bases 165 to 1610 code for a protein of 481 amino acids. Gene Ontology annotation, molecular function: 2-oxoglutarate-dependent dioxygenase activity.